GAAAUAUGACACAACACAUCUGCUUCUCUCAUUUCCACACAUGUACACUUAAAUUCCAGUUUCUAGGUCCACACAGGAGCUAGAACUCACAGAAACGCCUCAGGAUCAACAUCAAGCAUGCCUGCAAACUAUAGUGGAACCUGGGACAUAGUGGACAAUGAAAACAUUGAAGGUUACAUGGUUGCUCUUGGAAUUGAUUUCGCCACCCGAAAGAUAGCGGGGAUGCUAAAGCCACAGAAAAUCUUUGAGCAAGACGGAGACUCUUUCACCAUUAAAACUUUAACCACUUUCCGGAACUACUCCACUUCAUUCAAAAUUGGAGAAGAGUUUGAGGAAAUCACCAAAGGACUGGACAACAGAAAAUGCAAGUCAACAGUCAACUGGGAAAACGACAAACUUGUGUGUGUCCAGAAAGGAGAGAAAAAGAACAGAGGAUGGACACACUGGAUGGAGGGAGACACUCUUUACCUUGAACUUAAAUGUGAAGACCAGAUCUGCAAGCAAACCUACAAAAGAACAGCUUGAACUAUUGUGUUGAACUGAAAUUGUUGUCAUGUUUAUUGAAGAAUUACAUACAAUAACAUAACAAGAAAUGAAAAAAGCAAACAACAGAGAAAACCUACAAGUGCAUUCAAGAAGAUGGAUGGAGGGAGACACUCUUUACCUUGUGUGUCAAAUACAUAGGCCUAAAAAUUCAAGAACAUGUAAUUUUCAGAUAAAAUGAAUAAAAAAUACCAAAUAAAAAUAUACAUAUUGAGUGUCUUCAAA
Molecule: messenger RNA, 768 nt
Organism: Megalobrama amblycephala (Wuchang bream)
Lineage: Eukaryota; Metazoa; Chordata; Actinopteri; Cypriniformes; Xenocyprididae
Gene: rbp7b
Product: retinol binding protein 7b, cellular
Exons: 4
Coding region: 118-525 (135 amino acids)
Biological process (GO): fatty acid transport
Cellular component (GO): cytosol; nucleus
Molecular function (GO): fatty acid binding
Source: RefSeq, a predicted model, not a curated record